CUCCCCACUCCAUGGUUCCGUGUGUACGGGGAUGGACUGGGAAGUAGAGAGGUAGCGGAGGAGAGAGGAUACUGUGCAGGUCUUCCCCCUGGCCUCAGGCAGGCCUCGGAUCCAGAUAUUAUUUCUCCAUCCCCGAUUAUCCAUAUCGUCCAAUGAUCUCUGUAAGUGUGCUAGGUGUUCGUUGACUGAGCACUUUCCCUCUUUCUCAGCAACAUGAGGCUGAAGCUCAGAAAUAUCUUCUUGGUUUACUUUGUGGUCUCCAUUUUUGGUCUCCUGUAUGCUGUUCUGCAACUUGGACAGCCAUGUAAUUGCUCACAAAUUUUGCGGGAAGGCAGGGGGCGGCAUAAUCCUGUAAGCCCCAAAGAACCUGGAAACCAAGGUGGAGUAGACCAACUGCCCAUUAUAUAUGUAGUGACACCAACCUAUGAACGUCCCCACCAAAGAGCAGAACUUACCCGCUUGUCUCAAACAUUGCUUCUGGUACCUGCUCUGCACUGGAUCCUUGUAGAAGACUCUUCAGUACGCUCACCUUUAGUAGCAGAUUUGCUGGCGCAGAGUGGUUUACAUUACACUCACUUAAAUGUCCAGACUCCACCACCCAUGAAGCUUAAGGAAGGAGAGCCAAACUGGCUAAAGCCCCGGGGUGUGGAGCAGCGUAAUGAGGCUCUCCGCUGGCUAAGGGUGCACCAGUCACCCAUGGACCGAGGAGUUGUAUAUUUUGCUGAUGAUGACAAUACCUACAGUGUCAAUAUCUUCAAAGAGAUGCGUCACACGCAGAAAGUCUCUGUCUGGCCAGUUGGGUUGGUCGGGGGCCUGCGGUACGAGGGGCCACUGGUAGAUAAAGGCAGAGUUGUUGGAUUUCACACCGCUUGGAAGACACACAGACCAUUUCCCAUAGACAUGGCGGGAUUUGCAGUGUCUUUGACACUGCUCUUAAUGCAUCCAGAGGCUCGGUUUGACCCCAAUGCAGAGAGGGGCUUUCUGGAAAGCAGUCUUUUGGGACAGCUAGUAUCAGUGGAAGAUCUGGAACCUCGAGCAGAUAAUUGUACUAAGAUUUGGGUCUGGCACACAAGAACCGAAAAACCAAAGCUCAAACAGGAAGAAGCGCUGGAGAAACUAGGAAGAGGAUCAGACCCCAAUGUACUUGUGUGAUCUUAAUUUAGAAUGUUAUGUACAGAUAUCAUCUUCAUGUAGAAGCCAGACCCCAAUGUGCCGGCAUGAUCGUAGUGCAGACCCUACUGUACAGAUAUUACCGUAACACUGAGGUCAGACCCUACUGUACAGAUAUUACCUUAACACUGAGGUCAGGUCAGAUGCUAAUGUACAUUGAUGAUCUUCAUUCACAUCACCUCUGAUUUCUGUAAAAAAUAGUUCAUGGACAAUUAUGCACCUAGUCACAUGGGUCAGUCACCAGUGUACAUUGUAUGUUUUAUUGCAGAGCUCUCACCCAAGACAGCUCCAAAGCAGAGUUACCCCAUUUCAACUUCUGUAGCAAAUGGAUUUCUCAACCUCACAUUGGAAAAAACUAGGAUUUCUGAAUAGUGCCAUUGUUUGUAGCUAGCCCUAGCACAAGGAAAACAGACUUGGGGAUUACUCUUCGGGCAUUAUUUCCACAGUAGUUCCUGCAAGUGCUCCCUUAUAUCCCUCCCUAUCUGUGCUAUACAUAGAAGUAUGCAGUAUUAAGUGUCUCUCUAGUACUCAGAGUCAUUGCAGUAUUGAAAAAGUAAUUCAACGUGACUGUAAGGACCAAAUAACUAGCGGUGACCUCAAGGAGAGUUUAGACUUUGGUGAUCUUUUCACAGAUAUUGGUUUGAAAUGUACUGACUAUGAAUAGGUACAAUCCCACUUGUGAAAUAGUGAUGACAGCACCCAAUCAACCAUACGGCAGAAGCCAGUCUAUGAAUUACAGGUUACGUCUGAGAAGUAAUAAAGCCAUAAUACAUUGGUCAGACUUGCACGUAUUAAAAAUCCUUAAUUAAAAUGUUAUGGUCUUGGUAGAGGCCAGCAAAAUACAACAGAAUAACAUGACCUUAAGAUUGAGGUCAGAUGUACAUAUGUAAUUUUAUUAUGGAAGUCAAUUAAAUAUGAGGACAGUAGGGUGGGUUUCUUCUCAUAGAAAGUUCCUUGUUACGCACUCCAUUUAUUUUCUGUGCUGUCAAGGCAUGAUAUCUUGGAGAAGAGAAACUUUAGUACAUGGGGAUUAAGUUACUACAUUGAUACUACAUUAUUACUUCGGGGAUUGGAAGGGUUUAUUUUAUGAAACUGUGUUCAUGGUAUUCCAUUAUUUAAUUCAGGGUUAUUUAUAUGGAGGCUGAGGUGUAUCAUAUGAAUAAACAAACUGUGACAACAAA
Messenger RNA from Pelobates fuscus (common spadefoot toad), 2351 nucleotides. It is a transcript of the gene B3GAT3, whose product is annotated as beta-1,3-glucuronyltransferase 3. Lineage: Eukaryota; Metazoa; Chordata; Amphibia; Anura; Pelobatidae. Gene Ontology annotation, biological process: carbohydrate metabolic process; chondroitin sulfate proteoglycan biosynthetic process. The record is from RefSeq and is a predicted model, not a curated record. Gene Ontology annotation, cellular component: Golgi membrane. The coding region runs from base 214 to 1152 and encodes 312 amino acids. Gene Ontology annotation, molecular function: galactosylgalactosylxylosylprotein 3-beta-glucuronosyltransferase activity. The transcript is spliced from 7 exons.